CCUUCAUCGUCUUCGUCUUCUUCCUCGUACUCGAAGCAACUCUGCUAGCAUACAUGUUCACUUCCUGACUGAGUUGUCUCUGUACAACAUUUCCUUUUCUCCUUUCGUCACACUUUUCUCACUGUUUUAUUUUCUUCUCGCCUAAUUCUGAUUACAAAAAUUAGGGUUUUUUUUUUCCGAUUCCUUCCUAGGUGACUUGGUUUUAGCUCCUUGUGUACAUACGUAGAUCUUCAAGAGUUGUAAGUUCCACCAAUGGAUAAAGCAGAGAAGGUUUGCAAAUCAAUAGAGGAACUUAGAUGUGGUGCUUACGGAAUGUUGUCCUGCGUCGCUUAUCUGAAAGGUGUACUGAAGCAUAAUAUGAUGGUUGAAGUCAAAAAUCAGAGUAGGUCUCGAGAGCUGCAGAAUCUGAGCUCAGACCUUGAACAAAAGGUUGGAGCUUUCGAGAAGGAGAAGUCUGAAGCUGGUAACUUGAAGAAGUUGGUGGAAGAGUGUGGGGAAGAGCUGAAGGUGAAGAGAAAUGAGCUGGCGGCAAGGGAGAAACGGUGGGAGCAUUUGGCUGGGCUUCAAAGGCUUUGCAGCGAGGAGACGGAUAAAAAGAAGGACGAGUGGGCGUUGGUUCUUGAGAAGAUUAAAGAAUCUGAGAAGCAGCUUGCGAUGUUGGACGAGCAGCUUGAGAUGAAGUCAGUGGAGUUAGCUUCUAGAGAGAAGGAGCUGGGAGUUGUGAGAGAGUCUAUUGAGCUUUCAAAUUCUGAGCUUGAGCUGAAAAAGAAGAUGGUUAACUCUCUAAACAAGGAAAUAACAGUUUGUGCUCGAAAUAUUGACUCCAAGUCCAAAGAACAUGUGGGAAUCCGGAAGCUGAUUGAGCAGGAGACUGUAGAUAAAGAAAAGGAGCUAGAUCUGUUUAAGAAUCAGAUAGAGUCAGAGGAGAAGAAACUCGCUCAACUUAAGAGAGAAAUGAAGGAGGUUAAGGAAGAUUUAGAGCUGACUCUUUCCAAGACUGACGAAUCUGUCCAGCAGCUUGCGUCUUUGAAUGAGCAACUUGACCUGAAAUCCAAAGAGUUGGAGGAGAUUGAAAGAGAGCUCAAGUUGAAGAGACAAAUGAACACUGUGUUUGUUAAGCGUGAGAAGGAGCCAAUCAGUGACAGCAGCCAACAACAAAAUGCAGAAGAAGAAGAAGCUGAACCGAUAGAUACUUUCACGCUUCAAGGAAUCUCAGCUUCUCUUCUGCGUCAUGAGAUCUCCAGCCUUCUUAGAGAUACACGUAAUCCAGCAGAAUUCGUUCUGGAACGAGUGCAGGACGAAAUUAGACAAGGGUCAAGUUUUCAGGACACGUUCUUGGAGACUUUGGUUCUUAUUUUUGAGGAGCUAGCCAAAGUUCAACAACUGGAUGAGGUAGACAAGUCUCAGCUGCUGCUGCAGCUCCAAGCCACAGAAGUGGCAACUCUGUGGAAAGAAAAGAUAACUAUAGAAGAAGCUCCAAAAUCAUCUCUCGAGGCCUUGGCCUUUCUUCUGUUCAUCAUGGCAUUUAAUUUAAAGACACUGAUCAACGAAGAAGAAACUGCUUUGCUUGCUUGGUCUAUUGCGCAGUACGAACAGGCUCCUAUACUCUUUGAGUAUCUGAGUAUCAACCUUAUCAUCCGAGAGGUUGUUGAAGAGCUUAUAAAGAAAAGCGAAUAUAUUUCUGCAGUCAAGCUUAUAUGUUUGUUUACACUGGAUAAAGAGGUAUCAGUCUCACCCUCAGAGCUCUUAAAGAAAGAGAUCAUCAGUUUCAGACGUUCUGCACUGGAAAACAGAUCCAGUGAAUCCUCCUCCCAGGCGAAAGAGAAAGAUUGGGGAAGACUGAGAGCUAUACUUGAACUCGUGGCGGAUUACAAGCUUGAAAUAGAUAUUCCAGGGGACCUCGUCGCCAAGCUGAUGGUUGAAGGAGAAAGGUCAGUCCCUCUAGUUAGUUUCUUUGUCGAGCAUGACACCUCCUCAUCAUCAGCCCCACAAGCUGAGUUGCAGAAGAAACAGUUGGGAGUGAAAGCUGUGCUUGUGGAGCAUACUGGUGUGGAUGAAGAGACUCUUGGUACAGCUGAUGUUAAUCCCAACAACGAAACAUCUAACCCCAAGCAUCCUCCUCCAAUCAUCCACACAUAUCAGAGGAGAAGGAACUGAAGAAAAAGGUUACACUCAAGCUAAUUAAGUGUUAAAAUAGCCGUAGUUUAUAUGACUGUGUGUAUGAUGUUAAAACAAAACUAAUAUGCAUCUUGAAAGUCCUAACGAUAUGGUCUGUAAGGCUUAACUAGUAGAAACUAAACAGAGAGUAUGCGUAUCGGUAUUAAGUCCUUCUUGGUAUGUCUUUUGGCACUGGUUAGAUUUCUAAACGGUGACUCAGUUAUAUAUCACCAGUAUUUUUUAUGGUAAACGUUAUCUUUUUAA
This is a messenger RNA of Raphanus sativus (radish), 2421 nucleotides long. RefSeq lists its product as uncharacterized. The transcript is spliced from 5 exons. The record is from RefSeq and is a predicted model, not a curated record. Bases 253 to 2157 code for a protein of 634 amino acids. Lineage: Eukaryota; Viridiplantae; Streptophyta; Magnoliopsida; Brassicales; Brassicaceae.